CAACUUUUUAUUAUAGUUUACAGGUAAUCUCUUCUCUUGCUUGCAGAUGUGGUAGCUUGCAACGAGUCUCAGUUGUCUCAGUUGAAUCAGCGAGUUAACACCAACGAGUCUCAUUCUACCUCCACACAGACAAGGACACAUGCACAUCCAAUAGCUUGCAAAAAGAGAAAUUGAAUCACGCAUCUGUUGAUCUAAUGCGAAUUCUGUUUCCAAAAAACCCCUCUGAAAUUUUCCCUAAUUUGAAUGGAAGCCCUAACCCUAAAACAUACCCCCCUCCGUGAAUCUUCCAAAUGUGCCCGUCUUUGGAUCCUUUAUCCAUAUCAACAUUUUUCUCUCUUCUUCUCUGGAGGCGAACUUUAAUCUCUCCGUUGUUUUAUUGGUCUCGAAGAGACUAAGCAAUUUGUUUUAGGUUUACAAUCAGUUGGGGAGUUUAAAAACUACACUAUAUAUACAUUAUUCUGUAUAGAAAAGGGAAGAUAAUAAGUUUUAAAGAGAAGGAAGAGAUGGAGAGCUCUGACGCAGAAACAGGCAUGGUUGAUUGUGGUGUUGGGACCAUCGUUUGGGUUCGGAGGCGGAAUGGGUCGUGGUGGCCGGGUAAGAUCCUGGGCCCCGAUGAGCUCUCUGCUUCUCCGCUCAUGUCUCCCCGAUCUGGAACUCCUGUCAAACUUCUUGGGAGGGAAGAUGCCAGUGUGGAUUGGUACAACCUAGAGAAGUCGAAGCGAGUUAAACCUUUCCGCUGUGGUGAGUUUGAUGACUGCAUCGAGAGGGCGGAAGCUUCACAGGGAAUGCCUCCAAAGAAAAGAGAGAAAUAUGCACGCAGGGAAGAUGCUAUCCUUCAUGCACUUGAGCUUGAGAAGCAAGUGCUGGAAAAGAAAUAUGGGAAACCAGGUGUCCAAUCUAAUAAUACCAAGUUACUAGGAAAAGACACAACUAUAACUCCAGAAUUAUCACGUGACAGUGGUAAACAUGUGGAUCUGUCUCUUGAUGACAAAAGAAAGGGUCUUUCCUUUCAGUCAAGGAGUCACCUGAAUGUAGAUGAUGUACCUGUACGUCCUAUUCUUUUCAAGCAUAAACUCUCUUCCUUGGCUGCUUCAAAUGGUUCCCAUAGGCAUGCUUCAGAUGUCCUUACACCAGAAAAUACGGUUAUUGUCGGUAGUAAAAAGUUGUUGGAGAAAAAAAAGGAAAAGGUCACAAGAGGGGAAUACGGAGGAAUCAGUUGUGGAAAUUCAGCACCCAAGUUUGAGAAAAGGGACGAGUCCUUCCCUGUUGCAUUGAGUGAAGAAAACACUACUGAAUCUAAUGAAGACACUGAAACUGACUCUUCUGGCACUGAAUCUCUGAUGUCGGACACAUAUGACGCAAUGGCUGCACUUUCAGAUGAAGCUGAAGAUGUUGAAUUCAUACCAAAGGCAUUUGGAAGGCAAGGGGUACAUGAGGAGAGCAUGAGUGAUGAUGAGUCAGGAGGAGUUCCUGAUGAUUCCGUAGCAACAGUCUCCAAAUGGCAGCUGAAGGGAAAAAGGAAUAGUCGCAGUUUGAGGAAGAGAAAGGGAUAUUCAUACUCAUACUCAUACUCAGGUGAGUACCAAAUAUACGAUGACGAUGACGAUGAUAAUGAUGAUGACGACGAUGAUGUGAGGAGGCAUGGGACCCGGAUGUUGAUUGAUGUUGAAGUAGGAGUGCAAUCAAGUUAUCAGAGAGAACACGUGCCCAUGAUUUCCCUGAUGAGCAAAUUGAAUGACAAGGCCAUAGUGGGUCACCCUAUUCCAGUAGAAGCCCUGGAAGAUGGUUCAUCUGAUGAUAUGUUCCAAAUGGAAUCAUUAUUAUUAUUAGGUGGUGGUGACACAAGUGCGCCGCUUCAACCAUGGAGGACCGCCAGGAGGACCGCCAAGUGUCGGGGGGUUGCAGUUGCACGGCCGCCUCAAUUUUUAUCAACAUUAGAGGAAGAAGAAGAAGAAGAAGAAGAAGAAGAAGAAGAAGAAGAAGAAGAGGCGGUGGCCUCCUUUCAGUUUCAGGAGUAUUAUGAUGAAGAUGGAAAAGCAAGUGUUAAUCGCAGCAACAGCAAGGGAAGAAAGUGGGCUGCACCAAAAAAGCCACAAAGGAGGACCACCUCAUCUUGCAGCAGUCAGAAAAUAAGGACGUUAUCAUCAAUAGGCGGGACCCAACAGCAACAACAGCAGCACAAUAUGGAUUUGAAAGCAGAAGGUGAACAAGGGAUAGGGAUGAUGAUGAUGAUGAUGAUGAUGAAACCAGAGUCAUUGCCCACAGCAGUUGCUUGUAUCCCUGUUAAAUUAGUGUUCAGUAGGUUACAUGAGGAGCUGGUUGCCCCCCGCCAUCAAUAA
Molecule: messenger RNA, 2339 nt
Organism: Lactuca saligna
Lineage: Eukaryota; Viridiplantae; Streptophyta; Magnoliopsida; Asterales; Asteraceae
Source: the annotation of a GenBank genome assembly